Cantharellus anzutake is the source of this 1080-nucleotide messenger RNA. RefSeq lists its product as uncharacterized. Bases 259 to 675 code for a protein of 138 amino acids. Lineage: Eukaryota; Fungi; Basidiomycota; Agaricomycetes; Cantharellales; Hydnaceae. The record is from RefSeq and is a predicted model, not a curated record. The transcript has a single exon.
CCGUCCCCACGCUCAAUAUCAUCCCAAGCAUAGACCGGUCAUUAGAAUAGACCUGCAGCACUGUCUCUUACUGCAUGUCUGUCUAUGGAGGCAGAAAAUAUCUCGUUACGUCGAUGUGUGCACGGAUUAACUGACCUGUUUGGCUCUAAGGAUACGUGCCCAAUGGCUUCACCGCAGCUUGCUGCUCCCUCCUUCAUGGGGGAUAUAUACACUGCAUUUUACGGACGCAGUAUUACCACAAGCAACUAAGCUGAUAUAAUGUUACAUCGCCUGGUAGCCCCCUGGGUUUUAUGGCCUGCUCCCAGGACACUUAGUCUGUAUCAUUGUUCUCCCAAGGCCUUGACUAUCCAACUGCCCGAGUUCGAGGCGUUUGUCAUCGGGUUCACAUAUUUGGGCUCUUCGCCUUCGUAUUCUCACCGAUUGGUCUUCUGGUCCUUCCUUUGCAUGCGCGCUGCCUUUUGGAUGGCGCAGACAUAUGAUUUGUGCCUAUCAUACCUGUUUCUUCGAAUAAGCCUUGAGACAAAAUCCUCCACUGUGUUUGCCUAUCUGCUCGCGCGUUCCGAGUCUCUAACUCGCUCUCUGACUUGCUUCUGCGGACUCAAAAUUCUUGAUAGAUAUUCUAGCAAACACCAAUUGAUUUACUCACUGCUCGAAUGCAUCGCGUCCUUCUCAUGAGCCAACUCCCGCGAUUCAAACAACCCGCGCCUGGGGGACCCCCUUUGCCUUACCGGUGUUGCUUCGGCCACACCCUGGUUAUCAGUCGACCAAGGGUUGACAUGAGCCAGUAUUGUCAUUUUGAAUUCGUGAUAGUGCCCUUGAAGCCCUUAUUUACGUUCGAGUGUUUUUAUUGUCCAACUAUUUUUGCUUAUGGGACCGCGUCGUUGCUAGGUCCAAUUCAAUGAGUUAGAUUCAGGGGUUCUCCCUGUUUUAUGCCAGCUAAUUUUAGGCAAGUUUUCUACCAAAGUUUGGCCCUCGAUGUCUCCUGAGUUAGACCAAAAACCUUCUGUGCUUUCCCUUUAUGAGCCAGAUUUGACGGAUGCAUCCUAUUGACGACAAGCUCAUAUGAUACAGCGUAGUGCU